This is a messenger RNA of Bufo gargarizans (Asiatic toad), 1628 nucleotides long. RefSeq lists its product as uncharacterized. Lineage: Eukaryota; Metazoa; Chordata; Amphibia; Anura; Bufonidae. The transcript is spliced from 2 exons. The record is from RefSeq and is a predicted model, not a curated record. The coding region runs from base 39 to 1628 and encodes 529 amino acids.
UAGGGGCAUUUACCGCCCUGGACAAGGCCCAGUCCUCCAUGAGAAGGGUCUUUCAGGGACGGGUCUCCACUAGGGCCGGCAGUAGUAGGGGCCGUCUGUCCGGCCGCUCCAGUUUCCAGGCGGCGCCAUGGUGCUUUACCAAGCUCCUGCGUCCGGUCGUUGCCUGGCUGCGGAGUCGGGGUGUACGUCUAGUCAUCUAUCUGGACGACAUCCUCAUUAUGCAUCAAUGUCAGGCGGCGCUGCUUCGGCACCUUCAAUGGACGUCGGACCUCCUUUCGGCUCUUGGUUUUCUACUGAACCCCGAGAAGUCCUGCCUCACGCCGUCUCGACGGAUGGAAUUCCUGGGCUUCACGGUGGACUCUGUUGCGGAAUCUCUCAGUCUCCCGUCAGAGAAAUUGCGGACGAUCCGCAAGGAAUUGAGACAUGCCCUUUCAGCGUCGUCCCUGUCCCUGCGUCACCUGGCUCGCAUUAUUGGCCUGUUGGCCUCCUCCAUCCAGGCGGUGUUUCCAGCCCCCCUCCAUUAUCGGGCCCUUCAGCGCCUGAAGAUUGCUCACCUUCGUUCCGGGGCCUUGUUCGCGGACAUGGUGGUUCUGGAUCAGGAGGCUCGGGAGGAACUUCGUUGGUGGUUAGACAACUUGGAAGCCUGGAACGGCAGAGCGAUCUUCGGAUUUCAACCGGAAUUCACGAUAGAGUCGGACGCGAGUCUCCUGGGCUGGGGUGCCCACUGCGAAGGUGUCUCCACCGGGGGUCGGUGGUCGGAGGCCGAGAGCCAUCUUCACAUCAACGCUCUGGAACUCCUGGCGGGCUCGUUUGCCAUCCGCAGUUUCUCCAAUGGCAUGGCGCAUGCCUGCAUCCGAUUACGUAUGGACAAUGUGUCGGCGGUCCGCUAUGUCAAUCACCUGGGCGGCACCCAGUCGGCUACCUUGGCGCGACUGGCGAAGGAGUUUUUGUCCUACUGUCUCUCCAGGGACAUCAUGGUGCAGGCGGAGUACCUUCCGGGUCUACACAACGUCCGGGCGGAUCGGAGUUCCCGCUGCUUCACGGACGGCAGCGACUGGAGGCUAGCGCCGGAGAUGUUCUCCACGAUCUCGGAUACCUGGGGCCCUUGCGCCGUGGACCUCUUCGCGUCACGGCUCAAUACUCACCUUCCCAGGUUCUUCAGCUGGCGCCCGGAUCCGGAGGCGGAGGCGGUGGAUGCGUUCCUUCAGGACUGGUCUUCGGCUCUGCAAUACGCGUUUCCUCCUUUCGCCAUGAUCCCGAGGAUGCUGCUGCAGGUUCGUCGUCAGGUUGCGGAGUUGGUGGUGGUGAUCCCCUUCUGGGGAACUCAAGCAUGGUACCCGGUUCUCCUGGAACUCCUGACGGACGUGCCUCUCCUCCUUCCGGGUCGGACGGAUCUCCUCCAGGGCCCUCUGGGUGCUCCUCACCCCCUGCUGCUCGACGGCUCCCUUCAGCUCCUGGCGUGCCGGAUCUCCGGACUCCCGGAGAGGUCGCAGGCAUUUCGGAGGCAACUAGACGCCUCCUGGACAACGCUUGGGCUCCCGGCACCCGAAAAUCUUACCGGGCAGCUUGGGGAGCUUGGGUUAGCUGGUGCGUGGAACGGAACCUUGAUCCCGUUUCGGCGCCUGUGA